Anguilla anguilla (European eel) is the source of this 1736-nucleotide messenger RNA. It is a transcript of the gene cdadc1, whose product is annotated as cytidine and dCMP deaminase domain containing 1. The transcript has 9 exons. Bases 133 to 1686 code for a protein of 517 amino acids. Gene Ontology annotation, molecular function: zinc ion binding; hydrolase activity. The record is from RefSeq and is a predicted model, not a curated record. Lineage: Eukaryota; Metazoa; Chordata; Actinopteri; Anguilliformes; Anguillidae.
AUCUCGAGGCUCAUUGGCUCCGCCCUACGGACACGCAUCUCUGCUCGCUGUAUUUAAUGUUGCCUACUCCGUCAUAGCAGCAGUUCUAGCUAGCUACGUGAGUCGAAACAACAGCUGGUCGCCACACUGUAGAUGGCAACAACAGACACUUCGCUGGUUAAAAGGAAUCGAGAAGAAAGUCGCGUCGUUUGUUCUUGCAAAUGCGAUAGGCGCGAUGUGAGCACACAGACCGAUACGAAAGUACGAGGUCAUGGACCCCGACUUUCCAAAGUCAAUCUGUUCACCCUGCUGAGCCUUUGGAUGGAACUUUUCCCCAGGAAUAAACCCCAACUGAAAAAUGCAACCGCACAACCACGAGUCACGGGUCUGGUGGUGGUCCAGGACCGCAACGUGAUUGGCCUGCACUGCUCCAGUGCCGAGCUGCACGUGGGGCAGGUGGCGGUCAUCAAACAUGGCCGGAGGCUGAAGGGCUGUGACCUGUAUUUCUCCAGGAAGCCCUGCGCCACCUGUCUGAAGAUGAUCGUCAACGCCGGUGUGAACCGGGUGUCCUACUGGCCCGGCGACCCCGAGCUCAGCCUGCUGUUGCUUAGCGACGACGGCGGCGGCGGCAAGAGCGGCCCGGCCGACGGGCAGGCGCGGGCCGUCCCCGACGACGCCGAGCUGGACGCCAAAGCGGCCGAGCGCCUGAAGUCCAACAGCCGCACGCACGUGUGCGUGCUGCUGCAGCCGCUGCCCGGGGACAUGCAGCAGUUCGCGGCCGAGACGUCGGCCGGCGGCGACUUCCUGGAGCGCGUGGCGGAGGACGGCGGCGGGCUGGACGCGGCGGAGCUGUUCGCCGCCCAGCGCGAGCGGCGCCUGGAGGACCUCACCGCCGCCUUCUUCGUCCCGGACAAGGGCCUGCACCGGGGCGUCCUGCGGCGCAUGGGCCUGGAGACCUUCUGCACGGAGCCCUCCUUUAGCAACCUGCGGCAGCACAUGCGCGACCUGAUCGGGGUGCUGGCCUCGGUCGCCUCCAGCGUCCCGGACCCCCGGAUGGGGUACGGCUUCCACGCGCGGGACCGCGCGGAAGGGCCCGGGCCCGGGCUGGGGCUGCCCCAGGACGUCUCCCGGCACUGCAUCGUACAGGCCCGACUGCUGGCCUACAGGACGGAGGACCCGAAAGUUGGAGUGGGUGCUGUGAUCUGGGCUGAAGGGAAGUCUGAUCGCUGUGACGGGACGGGGCGCAUGUACCUGGUGGGGUGCGGCUACAACGCCUAUCCGGCGGGUUCGGAGUACGCCGAAUUUCCCCAGAUGGACACCACGCAGGAGGACCGUCAGAAAAGGAAGUACAGAUACAUCCUCCACGCGGAGCAGAGCGCGCUCAUAUUCAGGUGUGCAGAGAUCAAGGAGGACGAGAACACGAUGCUGUUCGUCACAAAAUGUCCGUGCGACGAGUGUGUCCCCCUGAUAGUGGCCGCUGGAAUCAAACAGGUGUACACCACGGACCUGGACAGCGGCAAAGACAAGCACGACAUCUCCUACCUCAAGUUUGACUGCCUCCAGGGGGUGCAGAAAUUCGUAUGGCAAAGAAAUACGCAAGCUGGAGAUGUUUCAGAACUACCCAAACAUUCGUUAUCAAAUGGUUGUGUCCGGAACUGUGAGACUACUGCUGAAGAGGGUCACUGCACUAAGAAAGCUCGCUUUUAAAGGAAUGGUGAGCAGGCUCCAGGAAGAUUGUGGGGGGGGGGGGGGGGGGA